Cyprinodon tularosa is the source of this 3682-nucleotide messenger RNA. RefSeq names its product clathrin interactor 1a (gene clint1a). The record is from RefSeq and is a predicted model, not a curated record. Gene Ontology annotation, molecular function: clathrin binding; phospholipid binding. Gene Ontology annotation, cellular component: clathrin vesicle coat; endosome; plasma membrane. The coding region runs from base 146 to 1969 and encodes 607 amino acids. The transcript has 12 exons. NCBI's taxonomy places the organism in Eukaryota, Metazoa, Chordata, Actinopteri, Cyprinodontiformes, Cyprinodontidae. Gene Ontology annotation, biological process: endocytosis.
UUUGCGCCUCCUGUCUUAAAGAGGAGGUGAGGAAUAGAUUAGUUUCAGAGUUCAAGGUUUGGUUUCGCUGUUCCUCCCCCGGUGUGAAGGGCUUUUUUUUUUAUUUUUCUCACCGAGGCAUAAAGCCCCUUUUCACACAGUCAAGAUGCUGAACAUGUGGAAAGUACGGGAGCUGGUUGACAAAGCAACCAAUGUGGUGAUGAACUACUCAGAGGUGGAGUCUAAGGUCAGGGAAGCCACCAAUGAUGAUCCUUGGGGACCAUCAGGACAGAUGAUGGCUGAAAUAUCACGAGCCACCUUCAUGUAUGAGCAGUUCCCAGAGGUCAUGAAUAUGCUUUGGGCCCGCAUGCUGAGGGACAACAAAAAGAACUGGAGGCGAGUCUACAAGUCCCUGCUUUUAUUGGCACAUCUAAUCAGGAAUGGGUCAGAACGGGUCGUAACCAGUGCCAGAGAACAUCUGUAUGACCUGAGGUCACUGGAAAGUUAUCACUUUGUGGAUGAGAACGGGAAGGAUCAAGGAGUAAAUGUUCGUCAGAAGGUGAAGGAGCUAGUGGAAUUUGUUCAGGAUGACGACAGACUGAGGGAAGAACGGAAAAAGGCAAAAAAGAACAAAGACAAAUACAUCGGCGUAUCCUCGGACAGCAUGGGAUACAGAGGUUACUCUGGGGACAGGUACGACUCCAGCGACAGCCGUGGGAAGUGGGACGAUGACUGGGAGAAGAAUAAAGGACCUUUCCCUUUCAGUGAAAAGUUGGGCGAGAUAAGUGACAAAAUCGGAAGCACCAUCAACGACACGAUAAGCAGCUUUAGGAGCAAGGACAGAGACGACUCGCCAGAUCGAUUCAGUGACCACGAGGAAGACCGGGAUCGCUCUUCGUACAACGGUCAGUCAAAGAAGGAGUUUAAAGACGAAGAGGAGACUGUUACAACCAAGAGCGUUCAAAUUGUCCAGGCGACGGAGACGACAGCGACGCGGAAGAGAGGAGUGCCCUCCAAGAAAGUGGAUCUGGGGGCUGCAGCCCACUACACAGGAGACAAGAGCCCCAGCACCACAGCAAAGCAGACUCAGCCUGCUGCAGCGCCGCAGCCUGCCAGUACAGGCCUGGCUGACCUCCUGAUGGUGGACACCACACCCAGCCAGCCUGCUGCCACAGAUCUUUUCGGUGGAUUUGCGGACUUCAACUCACCUGCUGCCUCAACUGGACAAGUAUCCGUUUCUGCCUCCAGCCCUAAUGGAGACUUUGGAGAAUGGAACGCUUUUCCUGGAGGUCAGAUUCCAGGAUCUGCUCAGAGUCCCGUCACCAGUGGAAGUGACCUUUUUGGAGCCAUGGCGGCGGGUUCCCCUGCCGCCCCGGCGCCGGUGGCAGCGCCAGCUCCCGCCUCGGCAGACCUGUUCGACCUGAUGGGGCCGACUCAGACCCUCACCUCCUCCCAGAGCCUCAACUUCAGCAUGAGCAGCACGCAGACGCUGAGCGCCAACAUCAUGCCUCAGUCUGUGCCCCAGCCUGUCCACAAUAUGGGCGGUCCUCUGCAGCCACAGCCUGUCCAGCAGGGAAUGGUCCCACAAGGCGCAGCAGCCAAAGCAUCCCUUCCUUCCACUUGGUCGGAUCAUUCAGUUAACAUCAGCCUGGACUUCCUGGGCCCCGGCAUGCAGCCUCCUAAGCCCAGCCAGCCCAGUCUGAACACCCUGCAGCACGGCAACCAAAUGGCUCCCAACAUGCUGAGCCAGGGAUUUUCCAGCAUGAAUCUUGGACCUACGGCAGUCAGAGCUCCUGUUAAUCCCAUGAUGCAGCCUGGGAUGGGGAUGGGGAUGGUUCCUAACCAGGGCAUGAUGGGGAUGGGCAUGAACAUGGGGAUGCCCCAGGGAGGCAUGAACAUGGGAAUGCCCGGGGGGAUGGGGAUGAACCCCGCAAUGGUCCAGCAGCCCAAACAAGACGCCUUUGCUGACUUUGGGAACUUUGGAAAGUGAUGGAUCGUCAGGAACGGCGGCCGUCCACGGGUGAAGAAUCAUCAUGAGCUCCAAACAAAGAGUACUUGAAAAAUGUCAGUUAUACUAUCAACACCCUGCCAUCACCCUUAUUAUUAUUAUUUUUUAACACUUCUCUAGCGAUUUGGAUCUUAGUGAAUGUCUGAUUGAACCAAUGAUGUGCGGUCCGGCAUGUUGGGAAGAAGCUCAGAUGGUUUGUUGCCUUUAUUUAAUAUUCAGUGAGGAGAGAUUCGCUUCAUAACCUCAAUCACCCAAAAUCAGAGUAGCGAAAAAAAUAAAAGCAUACCUUAGUAGCUCCAUCAUUUAUUAAAAAAUACAUAAAAACAACCUCAAUAUCUUUUAUCUAACGACUCGUUUGGAUAACAUGAUCAACCGUUUUAACCUUCCAGCCUGUCAAAGAAUGUUGUUACCUCUUCUGUUUUUUCCUUUUCUCUGGUCUCUGUCUUCCGAUGGCGUGUAAAUAGAUGCAAUAAGUUAUGAAGCUGCGCAAAUGUGACCAGUUGCAUCUAGCAGACCAAACCCGAAAUGAAUCCAGAUCCAUUAAAAAAAAAAAGAAGCACAGGAAUGCGUCCUCUUUGUACAUAAAUGUCCUCUACUCCAAAUGUGGCUUUAAGUCUCGCAUACGGGGUUAAAUUUAUCGAUUAUUUGCAGUGAAAAGAUGUUAAUUCAAGGAAGUUUCUUUGAUAAACUGUAAUUUGUGGCCUUUCUUAUUAGAAUAUAUCUGUAUAUUUUACCUUAUGAAGAAUAUAAUCAGUUUGCGUCCAGGCGAGAUAAUCGAUAAAGGCGGCCGAUUUUUACGAAGCUUGCCGUCUGCACUGAUGUCAAAUCAUCUGUUUUAUUCGUUUUCCUCUUUCCCAUGCACCUUUUUUUUCUCUUUUUUUUUUAAUUGUGUCCUAACUCUUCAGGCCAGUGAUCGCUUCAGUUACAAACAUCAACGUAUUCACUCCGCACCUCAGGUGUUAAGCUCAGCCGAUUGUAAGAUGCAUCGUCGUGCAUUUUUCUUUAUUUUCUUUGGUAUUCAGUGCCUUCCAUCAUCAUCGUUUUUGCACAUUAUGACAGCCUCGGAUCUUUUUUACCGUCUUAACAAUCGUGAGUCCUGGAACCUUUGUUUUUGCAACCUGUCAGGUACAGAUUAAAGGAUGAGAGGAAGCACUUUAUCAAGUGAAAUUCUGUGUUAACAUGUGAACACGGUUGGUCCUAAGUGAUUCCAAGUGCCUGCUGAAGGCUGUCUCAUGACCUUGUAAUGAGUGAUUGAUAAUAAUGAACUGUGGUAGCGUGACUUUUUUUUUUUUUUCUCUUUGUGGGGGGGGGUAUUUGUGUCUGAGAUGAAUAAUUCACCAACCAGGAAAGACGGCAGGAGCCUCUCAGGAGGAUCCAACUUGUGCUUUCCGACUCUCCUUAAGGGCUCCAGAGGCUGAGCGCAGAAACACGCCGCAGCCUCGCGUUGAUGUCUGAAGCAUUUAAAAUGACCAAAAUCUCUUUGCUGUUUCUUUUCUAAUGUAUAUCAGAAAUCAUUUUUUGUUUUCUACUUUAAAUCAUUUUAUUUUAAAUGGGAUUAUUACUAAACACUAGUAUAUGCAAAUGUACGACGACCCUUAGAGGAAAAUGAGUUUUCUGCGUUUCUCCCGUUCUGAUUUGAUUUGAAUGUCAGGAUUCCUUAUGGACGACAUUAAACAGUUGAUUUAAAUUUGUUAA